Rhodotorula toruloides NP11 is the source of this 1275-nucleotide messenger RNA. RefSeq names its product polynucleotide kinase-3'-phosphatase. The record is from RefSeq and is a predicted model, not a curated record. NCBI's taxonomy places the organism in Eukaryota, Fungi, Basidiomycota, Microbotryomycetes, Sporidiobolales, Sporidiobolaceae. Gene Ontology annotation, biological process: DNA repair. The transcript is spliced from 7 exons. The coding region runs from base 1 to 1275 and encodes 424 amino acids. Gene Ontology annotation, molecular function: polynucleotide 3'-phosphatase activity; ATP-dependent polydeoxyribonucleotide 5'-hydroxyl-kinase activity; double-stranded DNA binding.
AUGUCGUCAGCCAGCAAGCGCCCCGCUCCCUCGCACGCUGCCACCGCCUCCCCUCCUGCCAAAGUGCUCCGCAAGGAGGACCAGGCGUCGCCCACCCUGCGCAAAGCCGACAGGCAGGUCCAGUGGCGCACGGAGAGCGGCGCGAACAGCACGCUGCUCCACGCGACAUACGGGCAGCCCCAGCCGAGCGAGAAGAUCGCAGCUUUCGCACUCGACCACUGCCUUGUCAAGUUCGAGGCGCCAACCUACUCGUGGCAGGGUCCGAAAGACUGGCAGUGGAACGAUCUCGCCGACGUCCCCCCCGUCAAGACGCCGACUAAGAACCGCCUCGAAGAUUUCAAAGAACGAGUCGGCUACAUCCUGCGCGACUUGAACCUCCCUGUCCGCCUCCUCGCGUCGACGCAGUACGACCCUUUCCGCUUUCCGGCGCCGGCGGCUUGGUUGGAGUUCGAGAAACGCUGGAAUGGAGGAAAGGUCAUCGACCUCGGCGAGUCGUUCUUCGUCGGCGAUGCGGCGGGGAGGGCGGGACAGAAGCUGGACUAUGACCACAAGUUCGCCGACAACAUCGGCGUCCAGUUCUACAUCCCCAAGAACUUCUUCACCGGCACGGAGGACACGAAUCAGUACCAGUAUCAUGGCUGGCUGGCCGCGAAGUACAAGUCUGACUUCUUCGUCCUCCCUACGAGUACACCGCUCAUCCCCAAGCAGCUCGUCGUCGGAAUCGACGAAGUUCCGCCCGAGGUCAUCCUCUUCGUCGGACCGCCGUGCAGCGGCAAGACGCAUUUCUACCGCCGCUACUUCGAGCCGCUGGGUUACGUCCGCUUGACCGACCCCGAGGACACCAACACGCUGCAGCACCUCCUCAGCGCUACCGUCAAGCCCAAGUCGGUCGUCGUCGACGCCCUCAUGCCGAGCGCCGGGACUCGCAGCACACUCGCUCGCUUCGUCCGCGCCUACUCGAAGUCGAACCACCGCGUGCGGUGCUUCCACUUUGUCGCGGUGGAACACCUCUGCAAGCACAACUCCGUCUUCUUCCACCUCUACGGCGCGGAGAAGGACGGUCAACGCCCGCGCUUCGUCACGGAGGACGACUUCCGCAACUGGUACAGUCGGUGGGAGAAGCCGACGCAGGAAGAGGGGUUCGACGAGGUGGUCAAGCGCAUCAACUUUGUCAUCGACCGCAAGGGCUUGGGCGACGAGGAAGUGUACAAGAAGUGGCGCAGCAAGUACCUCAACUGCUACCCGCGCGACAUGUCGGGCAAGGACACCAACUGA